This is a messenger RNA of Lolium perenne, 859 nucleotides long. NCBI's taxonomy places the organism in Eukaryota, Viridiplantae, Streptophyta, Magnoliopsida, Poales, Poaceae. The record is from RefSeq and is a predicted model, not a curated record.
AUGAGGAGGAAGAAGUGCCGAGCUAUCGACGCCAACGAACGUGUCGACGCACUUGCUCAAAAACUCGAGCAAAGUGAGGCGGCUCGCAAGAAAGCUGAACUUGCUGCUAGCAAAGCCAAGGCCGAGGUUGAUGAAGCCAAGGUGAAAGCUGCUAGUGUCGAGGAACUGCAGAGAAGGCUCAAAGAUGCCGAAUCUGCCUUAGAUGAGCAGAAAACUGCACAAACUGUGCGUGAACAAGAGAUCAUCAAGCGUCUGAAGUCGCAAAGUCGACCCCAAACAAACCAAGAUUUUGAUCUGGAGAAUCCCGUCAAUGACCCUCUCCUUGAUGCACUUUCUCUUCUGGAGUUCCAUGGGCGCGAAAUUCGUGAAGGCGUGGCCAAUGCCAAUGCGAGUUUGUCGGCGUUGUUCCCCUUCUUCUUCCCGAAGAAAGAGGAACCUUCAACUUUCCUUGCCCUUGCCAAGCUUUUCAAUUCGUCGGAAGACCUGGGAUUGAAGAUGCGUCAGGAGAAUAUGAAGGUUGCUGUCGAGAGUACUGUUGCCCUGGUUGCUGACAGCCAACAGACGCUUGAUUGGAUGAAGGUUGGCGACACCAGCCAGAUAGAGCAUUCGAGAUGGAGGUCGCUGAUCAAGGCAGCCAAGCCCAACACGAAGAAGAUCUUGGCGUAUCUGGGGAUCAAGCCAGCUUCGACUCCUAGCUCCUCGAGGCCGGAGGUCUAGUUGCAUGCCUCUGUUUUUCUUUCUGUUUCUUUUGCUUCUGUCGCCAAAGUAGUCAUUUGGCGACACGUACUUUCUUAACUCCACUGUAAUGCCCUUGUAAUUAUUCCAAGAGAUUAAUGAAGACUUCUAUCUUUGCUUGUUA